Messenger RNA from Pecten maximus, 382 nucleotides. RefSeq names its product dimethylaniline monooxygenase [N-oxide-forming] 1-like. The record is from RefSeq and is a predicted model, not a curated record. The annotation marks the transcript as partial. Lineage: Eukaryota; Metazoa; Mollusca; Bivalvia; Pectinida; Pectinidae. The transcript has 2 exons. Gene Ontology annotation, molecular function: N,N-dimethylaniline monooxygenase activity; flavin adenine dinucleotide binding; NADP binding.
GUUCAGUAGCAGGCGUAUCGCUGUGUGUGUAGUUUAGAAUACAUCAUGGCUGGAAAUCAGCGAGUGUGCGUUAUUGGCGCAGGACCUGGUGGGAUGUCCUUUUUAUACCAAAACAAUAAGUUAAAAGCAGCCGGGAAAGGGUGUGUAGAUGUCGUCUGCUACGAGAAACAGUCCAACUGGGGAGGUCUGUGGAACUUUACCUGGAGAACAGGUGUGGAUGAAUAUGGUGAAUUUUGCCACGGAGGCCAGUACCGUGACCUCUGGUCCAAUGGUCCCAAAGAGUGCCUGGAGUACCCGGAUUAUACCUUUGAGGAUCAUUUUGGGAAGGUCAUCCCCUCUUUCCCUCCACGGACUGUUUUAUUCGACUACUUACAAGGUACUU